Messenger RNA from Fukomys damarensis (Damara mole-rat), 859 nucleotides. It is a transcript of the gene Tex36, whose product is annotated as testis expressed 36. Lineage: Eukaryota; Metazoa; Chordata; Mammalia; Rodentia; Bathyergidae. The record is from RefSeq and is a predicted model, not a curated record. The transcript is spliced from 5 exons. The coding region runs from base 422 to 826 and encodes 134 amino acids.
ACAGACCAGGGACCAGGAGGAGGAGUGGAUGUGUAGAGCUUUUGAGGCCCUAGAGAAGUGAGGGAACCAACCUCAGCUGCCUUCAGCUUCCUGGAGAGAAUGGCCAAAGGGAGACGCUUCAAACCUGCUUUUGACAGGGAUGGAAGUUGGACAUUCACGAAAAGCCAUCUGAAUGUGAACUUGCAUUGUGACUUGAAGAGGAAUGAAGAGAAAAUCACAGAGCUGACCAGUGUCAUUAUACUCUAGAAGAGAGAGGACUAGCCUAGGUUGACGCAGCAGGCUUGGGGACAAGGAAGAGGUGACUCUAAGCAAAGCAGAGAGAACCUGCCAGUAAUUGUUGAGCAUCUUUUUCUUUUAAUAAAAAUGUCUCUCUUGUCAGUUCCCUCAUAUUGGACUUACACAAAAGACACCAGAAUCCUUCAUGAGUUCUGUGUUAAAAGAGCCUUAUUGUCCACAGUUGAUUCAGCAAGCAGAGAAGAAGCUGCCACCAAUAUACAAAAUCCGGGAGAAGCAAGCAGUAAGUAACAACUUCCCCUUCUCUGUGCAUGACAAUCGUCACAGUUUUGAGAACUCUGGAUGCUACCUUGACUCCGGUCUGGGGCGUAAGAAGAUCUCCCCAGACAAAGGACAGCAUGUUUCUAGAAAUUUCAAUCUUUGGGCAAGUGACUUCAUUCCUUCUUGUCUUGAUGGCUUUUCAAGUAAUCAGAUAGCCUAUGUGUACAAGGAAGCCACUAUAGUCCCGAACUUCAGACGUUUUCCAAAAUGUUACAACAAGGUUUGGGACACCUUCAAAGCUGCCGAGCAAAGCUGCAAGAAGACAAAGUAAGGUUUGCCAUAGACAAAAGGCUAUUUCUCCUCA